This is a messenger RNA of Parnassius apollo (apollo), 1140 nucleotides long. The record is from the annotation of a GenBank genome assembly. NCBI's taxonomy places the organism in Eukaryota, Metazoa, Arthropoda, Insecta, Lepidoptera, Papilionidae.
AUGACACCGUCUAGACGGUUGUUGAGCUGUUCUAGAAGUUACACUAACUGGUAUCCAUCUCCGGUAUCAAGUGAAAUACUAUCGCGAAAUGAUUAUGAAAAGUUUCAAAAAUCAAUUCCUAUUAUGAUAGAAGAGGGCGUGCAGGCAAUAAACGUUUUGAAACCAGCAGAAUUAAGCACUAGAAUUAAAAGAAUUACAGAAUACAGCACAAAAGGACGAAAUCUUACACAAAGUGAAAUGACAAUACUAUGUCAUGAAAUACUUCGAAAACCUGAAGAAGUAAAAAGCGAAUUACAAACUCAACAAUAUAUUUUAGCCUUAUGUGUUCAAAUGGUAAUGGCAUAUAUUAUUAUCAUGGAUGACAUAGAAGAUGGUACGAAAACACGCAACAGGGAGACGUGUUGGCAUUUACUGCCAGACGUAGGCAGCUUGGCCAUGAAUGAUGCCAGUAUGUUUCGGAGCUUUAUACACGAAAUGUUAAAGCAAGGCUUUCAAGGGUCUACAUACGUUAAUAUACUCAACCUAUUCAAUGAGGCAUUUUUAACGUGCAACGUUGGACAAUACUUUGAUGCCGUAACUGCAAAAAACAGAAAUUAUGAUGAUUUUACUAUGGACCGUUACAAAAUGAUUGCCCAUCAUAAAUAUGGGUAUUUUUCUACCAAAUUCCCUGUUUUAUCAGCGCUAAUUUUGUGCAAUAAAUUCAACAAGGAUUCGCAACGAAAUAUUUCCAAUAUAUUGACAGAUAUCGGAAUUUGGAGCCAAAUAAACAAUGACCUUACAGAUUUCUUCGAUGAUGAUAAACGGACGGGUAAAACUGGCUCGGAUAUACAAGCGGGAAAAUGUACUUGGCUAGCAGUAACGGCUUUGCAGCGCUGCAACAAAACACAACGAAAGGAAUUCGAAGCGUGCUACGGUAGUUGGGAACCUGAGAAUGUAAGCCGCAUACGAAAACUCUACGAGGACUUAAAUAUACUAAAUAUCUACUUUCGUGAAGAACGUGCUACCUACGAAGCAACUGUAAAAAAAAUUCAGUCACUUCCAACUAAUGCCCUACCGUCGCCUGAUUUUUUCCAAAUCAUACUUGAUAAAUAUUAUCCCACUGUUAGUUGUGGUGAAUCUUAUAAUACAAAAACUAAGUAA